CCCCUGAGCAGCGAACCAGUCCUCUGAGCAUCAUGGCUUCCUCUCUCACCCUGGGUGUGUUCCUCCUCUCUGCCCUGGCCACCGUCCACUGCGGCACCGUCAAAGUCUGGGGCCUGAGAGGAUCGGGGCUCAGUGGAGACGCCACCAGCGCUCCUGACGUCUACGUGAAGGUGUGGUGCGGUGCGGUGUCUGGGGGCCAGACCGACAUCAUCGACAACAACCACAACCCUUCCUGGAGCAACGAGUUCACCUUCACCGACGUGAAGGCCGGCGCCAGUCUGAAGUUGGAGGUGUGGGAUAAGGACCUCAAGGUCAACGAUCACCUGGGAACCUGCUCCCACACCAUCAGCAAUGGAAGCAAUAACAGGGUGGAGUGUUCUUUGAAGAAGGGCCGCUUAACCUACUACUACAGCUUUGUGUAGGCUGGGCUGUCAAGUCAUGGGAGAGCAUAUGCAUCCUGUGUGUUUAUUGGAAUCAGGCUUUCAUGUGUGAGUUUGUGUAAGAGUCACUGUUUUGUCCUGGCUGAAUCCCAGCAUCACAUUGGCUGUGUUACUCUGUCACCCUGGGCCCUGAGCCAUACUAAAUUACCAAUAAAGAUCUCCU
Osmerus eperlanus (European smelt) is the source of this 603-nucleotide messenger RNA. Its product is annotated as perforin-1-like. Gene Ontology annotation, biological process: immunological synapse formation; defense response to virus; T cell mediated cytotoxicity. Lineage: Eukaryota; Metazoa; Chordata; Actinopteri; Osmeriformes; Osmeridae. Gene Ontology annotation, cellular component: membrane. Gene Ontology annotation, molecular function: wide pore channel activity. Bases 33 to 422 code for a protein of 129 amino acids. The record is from RefSeq and is a predicted model, not a curated record. The transcript has a single exon.